AUGGUCCAAAGCAAAGUGUUUACUAGAUGCCAGCUAACACGUGAACUACUACGGAAUGGUUUCUCAAGGACAUUCCUCAGCAAUUGGGUUUGCUUAAUCGAACAGGAGAGUGAUAGAAAUACGUCAACAUUUCACGCAAAAUCUCCAAGAAGAAAAUACUAUGGGCUUUUUCAGAUAGGAAGUGAAUAUUGCAAGGAAGGUCGCAAAGGCGGCAAGUGUGACAUUUCAUGCGAAGCCCUACUCGAUGAAGAUAUAAGAGAUGACGGCUUAUGUGCUCAGAAAGUGUUUGAACUAGAAGGAUUCAAGUAUUGGUCACGUUGGGAGGCAAGAUGCAAAGGAAAAUCACUUCCUGACAUAGAAAAAUGUCCCGAUUGGCAGUAUCCAUCUAGUCGUGUAUCACCGCCAAGAGAUAAGCGUAUGCUGCGAGGUCGAAGGUCUGCAAUUAGAAGAAAACGGUUCAGUUCUCGGAUGAGCAGAAUGUUAAUUAGUAAUUAG
Parnassius apollo (apollo) is the source of this 495-nucleotide messenger RNA. The record is from the annotation of a GenBank genome assembly. Lineage: Eukaryota; Metazoa; Arthropoda; Insecta; Lepidoptera; Papilionidae.